UCCCUUCUCUUCUCCACUCUCCUCUCCUUUCCCUACGACUUCAACUUCCUCUCUCUCUCUCAAUCUCCUCUCCUCUCCCUGUCCGCUGGCCGUGCCUUGCGUGCGACGGGAAGAUUGGGAUCCACGGCGUCGGAAAAGUUGUCCGGCUGAAGAAACCGAUUUCCCCAAGGUUUUUUUGUCCGGUCCUAUCCCUUGUGCAGGAUCGGACUCUCCGUCUCUGGCCAUGGCUCUCGGCGGCCUCGUCGGCCAGUUCUUGGCCAGCAGCAAUGGGACGCGGUGCGUGCGCGCAGAGCUUAUGGUGGCGUCGCUCUCGGCCGUGAGCUGCGCGGACGAGGUGCAGGAGGAGGGUGCGGAGGGGGCGGGGUGCCGUGACGACGCCGCGGCGCUGCGGCUCAAGGAGGUGGCCAUGGCGGCGAUCCUGGUGGCCGGGGUGCUCGGCGUCGGCCUUCCGCUCGUGGGCCGGAAGCGCCGCGCGAUGCGCACGGACAGCGCCGCGUUCCUGGCGGCCAAGGCGUUCGCCGCCGGGGUCAUCCUGGCCACGGGGUUCGUCCACAUGCUCCACGACGCCGGGACCGCGCUGUCCAGCCCGUGCCUCCCCGCCGUGCCGUGGCGGCGGUUCCCGGUCCCCGGGUUCGUCGCCAUGGCCGCCGCGCUCGCCACGCUCGUGCUCGACUUCCUCGCCACCAGGUUCUACGAGGCCAAGCACCGCGACGAGGCCGCGCGCGUCAAGGCAGCCGCCGCUGCCGCGCUCGUUGCGACGACCUCCUCUGCGAGCGACGAGGACAUCACCGUGCUCACCGUCGACGCUGAGGACGAACGCAAGGCACCGCUGUUGCAAACGCACUGCCAUGGACACGGACACGGACACAGCCACAGCCAUGGGCAUGAGCUCGUGCAGGUAGUGGGCAGCGAGGCGGAGGUGUCGGCACAUGUCCGCUCCAUCGUCGUGUCACAGAUACUGGAGAUGGGGAUUGUGUCACACUCUGUGAUCAUCGGAUUGUCACUGGGAGUGUCACGGAGCCCAUGCACAAUCAGGCCACUUGUCGCAGCGCUUGCAUUCCACCAGUUCUUUGAGGGGUUUGCACUAGGUGGCUGCAUUGCUCAGGCACAAUUCAAGAACCUUUCGGCAAUUCUAAUGGCAUCUUUCUUUGCCAUCACAACACCGGCAGGAAUAGCUGCUGGGGCAGGCUUGACCACAUUCUACAAUCCCAAUAGCCCAAGGGCUCUUGUGGUUGAGGGCAUUCUUGACUCGGUGUCGGCUGGCAUCCUCAUAUACAUGUCGCUAGUGGAUCUCAUCGCAGCAGAUUUCUUGGGUGGAAAGAUGACAGGAUCCCUGCGACAGCAAGUGGUGGCAUACAUCGCAUUGUUCCUCGGUGCGCUCUCGAUGUCAUCACUUGCAAUAUGGGCUUGAGACCUGCCCUUGAUUAUAUAUCAGAGAAGAUGAAGUAGUGUCCAUAUAAAAUUCCUGUGGUAUGUGUACAGUUUUACUGGGUAUGUAGCAUUGUGUUGUAUCUCAUAGUAUGGUAGCUUUCUUCGGGAUCAUCAUAGGAUAACAUGCCUUGUUUUUUAAGGGCAUGAAAGAAACACCCCUGAUGUAGAAGGGGCACAUUGUGCCUGCACUACCUCCACAAUGGCGGUUUCACUGAUGAGAUGGUGACUAUUUCGGUUGGGUUUUAUAUAUACUCGAGUCGAGGGUGAACUAUGUGGUUUCUUUAAGCGAGGAGCAAGCAAUGUUAUGUUUGACUGCCGCUGAAUGACUGAAUGUGCUUCUGGCUUUGUGUCAA
Sorghum bicolor (sorghum) is the source of this 1784-nucleotide messenger RNA. RefSeq names its product zinc transporter 7. The coding region runs from base 224 to 1411 and encodes 395 amino acids. The transcript is spliced from 4 exons. Lineage: Eukaryota; Viridiplantae; Streptophyta; Magnoliopsida; Poales; Poaceae. Gene Ontology annotation, biological process: zinc ion transmembrane transport. Gene Ontology annotation, cellular component: plasma membrane. The record is from RefSeq and is a predicted model, not a curated record. Gene Ontology annotation, molecular function: zinc ion transmembrane transporter activity.